Schistocerca nitens (vagrant locust) is the source of this 1775-nucleotide messenger RNA. RefSeq names its product dynein regulatory complex subunit 6-like. The coding region runs from base 352 to 1689 and encodes 445 amino acids. Gene Ontology annotation, molecular function: protein binding. The record is from RefSeq and is a predicted model, not a curated record. Gene Ontology annotation, cellular component: SCF ubiquitin ligase complex. Gene Ontology annotation, biological process: SCF-dependent proteasomal ubiquitin-dependent protein catabolic process. The transcript is spliced from 2 exons. Lineage: Eukaryota; Metazoa; Arthropoda; Insecta; Orthoptera; Acrididae.
CCUCAGAUGGUCAAUAUAUUGACAGUUUGACAAUACUAUUGAAUAUGUGAGGCCCUCUAUAUAUAUCAGUGUACUGUCUGUAAUUAUCGUUAUCAAUAUCUUUUGCGGCGCGUGAGAUGUUACUUGCUGGAUGUCAGCUGUAUUUUAUUGAUCCAAGAAGUCAUAAUAUGGUACAAUUUGUACAUAUGAUGUUGGGCAGUUGGAUGUUGUGCGCUAAUUUGGGGGCGUGUAUGUAACUUGUCAGUUGAUAAGCACGUUUAGUAAAGGAUAUAUUGAUAUUGGACGAUUUUAUGCUACACUGAAAGUAGUGUUGAUUUUCCAGUGGAUAUCUCACGCAGGUCAUUGAAUCUGAUGGAUGAUCCUCCACUUAGCAUAAACGAUCUUCCAAAUGAAAUUUUGUUGCAGAUCUUUUUUUAUCUUUCUGUUGAAGAUAUAGCACUUAAUGUUCAAUUUGUUUGCAGUCGUUGGUCUGAAGUGUGUUCAAAUGAUGUACUGUGGAAGAACAGCUGUUUAAGUGUAGAGGGAAGUGCAUCCAUUCAAUAUGUUGUGUCACUGUUAAAAAAAGUUCCAAAAUUGCAGUGUUUUUGUAUCUGGUUUAGAUCAUCAGGAGAAGUUCUUAACAGAUUAGCAGAAUUCUGCAAAGAUUUGCGUAAAUUAGACUUCUGUGUGCCUCAGCUUGAGUUACCUUAUGAAGCAUUCAAGAAUCUUGUUUCAGAAUGUCCGAAACUGGAGGAAAUUACUAUCCCAGGAUCUGCACUAGUAAGAGAAGAAUUGGCAGAACUUGUGGGCCAAUGGGAGUACCUGAAUGACAUUUAUCUUAUAGGCAGAUCAGACAAACCCAUUGCACUGAAGUAUUUAGCAGAGGGCUGCCCAGCGUUACAGCAUUUACACAUGCGUUAUGUUGUGUGCAAUUUUACUGAACUAGAAUAUUUCUUAGAGAAAAAGAAGAACAAGCUAUUGACUUUAAGCAUUAGCCCACUCACUCAAGAUGGCAGAUGUGUGAUUCCUCUCCUUGACAUUUGUAAGGACAGGCUGGAAAAACUGCAGUUGGAAGACAGCAAAUAUUGCUACAUUGAGUCACACAAUUUUGGUAUCAUAAAAACACUGAAAAACUUGAAGGCCCUAAGCAUAAAAAUUCCUCGUGGUGUAAGAACAGAUGUGAUGUCAGAUAUUUUUGAAGAAAAGGCAUUGUGUCAGUUACAAGAACUUGAACUAAACAAUUAUGCAGAAAUAAAUGAUACUCUGGUUAACACUAUUUGUAGUAACUGCCCAAAUCUCUUGAGAUUGGCUCUCAGAUAUUCAACACGUAUUAGUGAUGAUGCAAUGAGGAAUCUACACAAAUGCAAGAACCUGGAAGAUUUAGAUUUGUAUUAUUGCACAGAACUUACAGAUGUCGCUGUGGACUUUGUUUUAAAGUGUAGUAAAUUGAAGUACCUCAAUCUUGGUUUCUGCAAACUAACAGAGAAAAGCUUAACACGUCUUAUAGUUCUGACUGAACUUAGAGAACUGAUCCUUGAUGCAAUUAAUGUUGCAAGUCUUCCCUUGCAAGUUUUUCCUCAACAUUUGAUGAACCUUAGAGAGCUUAAACUUGAUUACUGUAUGGACAUUGAUAAUGAAGCACUAGCUAUUCUCUGUGCUGAAAUGCCUCAUUUAAGAGUAUCAAAAAAACAAGCUGAACUGUGUCCUUGACUGCUUCAUAUUCUUAUAUCAUUAUUAAAAAGCUUUGCUAAAAACGGUGACAUUUCUUUGCUGUGAAUAUUGUAUUUAUCACUUAU